Messenger RNA from Camelina sativa (false flax), 956 nucleotides. RefSeq names its product putative F-box/LRR-repeat protein At3g18150. Lineage: Eukaryota; Viridiplantae; Streptophyta; Magnoliopsida; Brassicales; Brassicaceae. The record is from RefSeq and is a predicted model, not a curated record. Gene Ontology annotation, molecular function: protein binding.
GACAAAAAGCUAAUUAUUUCUGGUUUAUUUGGAUUUUAAUUUAAAUCUAAAGUUCUAAACAAAUAAAAACAAAACCCUAAAAAAAUUGCAAAUUAGCUUUUGAUAAAUUAAAGAUGGCGGAGGACAACCUCACCGCCGGUGUAAGAGUCCCUAGUUGCCGAUACGAUCGCCGUUGCAAAAUCAAAGGAGAAGUAGACUUAAUCAGCUCUCUACCCGAUGUGAUCCUUCAACAUAUUCUCUGCUUUAUUCCGACCAAACUAGCCAUCACAACUUGCCUCUUGUCCAGGCGAUGGAGGUAUGUCUGGUGCGACACACCUUCACUCUCCUUCAUUAAUGGUAGCACACUUAACGCUGCUUUGUAUUACAAAACCCAAGAUCGUUAUACAGCUCCCAAGAUGAUGGAUUUGAACAUCCGAGCCCGCGAGAUCCACCAUAUUCCACAACUUAACAGUUGGAUCGAGUUGGCCAUGUCCCGCAACGUGGAGAAUAUGUCCCUGAAAAUCGUAGCAAACUUGCUUGACAAGUAUGAUAUUCCUGAAUUCUUUUACAUCAAUACCUCUGUCAAGCAACUCACCUUUGAGUUCUAUUAUGCUAAUAUGAUCCCUAUACGCUCUGUGUCUUGGAUAUCUUUGAAGAAGCUGUCAUUGCGUUGUUGUAGUCUCUCUGAUGAAUCCCUGGCUAAGUUUCUAUCUGGUUGUCCUGUCCUCGAAAGCUUAACAUUGCAUCUCUGUGAUGAACUGAGGGUUCUUGAUCUCAGCAAAUGGCUGCGUCUGAGAACAUUACAUGUUGUCCGCAACUUGUCUGGUCCAGAUCCAAUGCAAAUUGUGGCACCACAUAUCCAUCGUCUCAUAUUGAGAAACUCUCAGUUUCCAUGUACUUUAGUUGAUGUCUCAUCUUUGCGGAGCUUCGUGGUGAUCCUUUUCCGAUGUUCCAGUUUGUUAUUCCUCCUGCUGUAA